Messenger RNA from Selaginella moellendorffii, 2221 nucleotides. Its product is annotated as splicing factor 3B subunit 2. Lineage: Eukaryota; Viridiplantae; Streptophyta; Lycopodiopsida; Selaginellales; Selaginellaceae. Gene Ontology annotation, biological process: mRNA splicing, via spliceosome. The coding region runs from base 30 to 1730 and encodes 566 amino acids. The record is from RefSeq and is a predicted model, not a curated record. The transcript has 17 exons. Gene Ontology annotation, cellular component: catalytic step 2 spliceosome; precatalytic spliceosome; U2-type spliceosomal complex.
AUAUUAGGGUUUGUUUGAAUGAGGGAGAAAUGGCGAUGGUUGCUUCUCCGUGCGGUGCGGAUGCGAGCAGCAGCAAGCGCGCCAGGGAGGCUGAGAAAAGAAGGCGCAGAAGGAUGCGGAAGAAGGAAAACCCUGCUGCGCCUCGUGAUUCUGGCGGCGAGAGCAGGGUGAAUGCCGGAAGCGCGGAGAUCGAGUACGUUCCAGACAAAUCGCCUCUCGACGGCGAUGGAUUGGUCGAGUUCCAGCGGAUUUUUGACAAGUUCUCGGGCCUGGAAUCGUCGAAAAAGAAGCCUAAGGAAGCCGUGAAGACGGAGAAAAUGCAAAUGAGCUCGUCCGAAGACGAAGAUGACAAGCCCGACGUGAGAGUGAAAGAGGUGGUGCUGUCUAACAAGAAGAAAAAGAUGAAACGAAGAAUGACGCUUGCAGAUCUUAAGGACUACUGUGGCAAACCGGAUGUUGUCGAGGUGUGGGACGCUACAGCUGCGGAUCCCCGGCUGCUUGUUUUUUUGAAGGCCUAUCGCAACACCGUGCCUGUACCGAGGCAUUGGUGUCAAAAGCGGAAAUUUCUACAGGGAAAGCGUGGUGUCGAAAAGUUGCCAUUUCAUUUACCGGAGUUCAUUGCUUCGACGGGAAUUCAAAAAAUCAGACAGGCCUACGUUGACAAGGAAAAUGCAAAAAAGUCGAAACAAGUUCAAAGAUCUCGCAUGCAACCAAAAGUGGGAAAAAUGAGCAUCGAUUAUCAGAUCCUGCAUGACGCAUUUUUCAAGUACCAAACUAAACCCAAGCUGACAUCCCUCGGGGAUUUGUAUCACGAAGGAAAAGAAUUCGAGAUAAAACUAAGAAACAUGAGACCCGGGUAUCUCUCUCGUGAGUUGCGGAGUGCACUUGGCAUGGACGACGGUGCUCCACCUCCAUGGCUUUUCAACAUGCAGAGAUACGGGCCACCGCCUUCUUAUCCUCAGCUCAGGAUUCCUGGAUUGAACGCACCUAUUCCCGUCGGUGCGUCCUUCGGUUAUCAUCCUGGAGGCUGGGGUAGGGCUCCUGUCGACGAGUAUGGAAGGCCUCUAUAUGGAGAUUUAUUCGGUGCACAACGGCAGGAACUAGUGCAUUACGAGGAGGAGCCUGUCGAUCGCUUUAAGCACUGGGGUGAGUUGGAAGAUGAGGACGAAGAAGAAGAAGAGGGACCGGAAGAAGAAGAGCAACGGGAAGAGGUGGAGGCCGCUCCUGUUGAAGAAGCGAGCGUUGCACCUUUGGAGUACAUUCUAUUUACUUCACGAAUCCUAGGCUCGUUUUCUAAUCCUUGUAAUGUCUCCAGGACUCCAGCCGGUGAUGAAACUCCCAACGCGAUCAACCUUCGAAAGUCAAAACGUAGUGAACCAGAUAUCAGGCUAUAUCAGGUUUUAGAGGAAAAGAAAGAAAGUGCUCGAGCAGGAAUCCUUCUGGGAAAUACUCAUACGUAUGUCCUGCCUUCGGUGGAAAAGCCUGGUGUCAAGAAGGUGGAUUUGCUGAAGAGUCAAAGAACCGGCAACGUGGACAUCACUCUACUGCCCGAGGAACUCGAAAAACUGGAUGAAGCUGCCCUGGCUGCAAGGUUUGAGGAGGCCAGAAAAGAGAAGCAGCAGGAAACCGUAACGGAAGACUUCAGCGACAUGGUUGCGUCGGCCGAAAAGAAACGAAAGCGCAAAGCCGAGAAAGAUUUUCGCGCAAAGAAAGUCGACUUCAAGUUUUGAUGGAAAGAAAGGUCGCUCAUUUUCUUCUUUGCGCUCAACUGGAAAUGGAAGCGCGUUGUUUGGAAGCGCGAGAUCUCCCCAGGGUGGUUGACUGCUGGAAUCUCGGAUGCCGACGACGACGAUCUUGAGCGCAAGGCAAGCUGCAUUUCCAGUGAUUCUAUUCUUCAUUGCUAGCAAUCAUUCAUGGAUUCUAGCAUUGAUCCGAUCGAUAGUGACACCACGUCCGAGGUAACGAGACAUAGCCUGGCUCGUCUCUUUCUUCUCCUCUCGAUAAGGAUGCAUCCUUGAGCAAGAUUUCUGUGCAAGAGCUUCAAGAGUUUAGCAGCGACGGUGGCGAUCUUCCGGCAGAAGCCUCGUCAAAGUUUAAGUCAGUGGCUCUACAUCUGACGAGCUUUCUUUUCUUUGUUUCGUAAAGGUGUGAAGUGCUCUUGGCACAACUGAGAGAGUCACUUGAGCACAAACAUGAAACUAGCUGGUAUGUCUUGUUUUCU